GAACCACAACGCACGUGUUGUAUUGAGAAAAAUAUAGUUUAAAUGUGUUUUACUAAUAUAUAAUUCAAAAUGAAACAUAAAAGGUUUGAGGAGAAUAUAUUAGUUGACGAGGCAUACACAAACUACGGAGUAGAGGAUAAAAAUGCCGACAAUAAGAAGGGAGCGGGCAUUGCGAAAAAUUUCGCUGAAACUCUCGAAUAUGGAGAGAAAAAGAAGUGGUAUCAGCAGAUGCCAGAGGAACCAGCUACAAUAACUAAGACUUUAAGCCAGGAUAAGAUAGAGGAGAUGAGGAAAGAGGCGAGCAGUGCGUUACAUGGCGACACUUUAGCAUAUGAAACUAAAUCAAGCAAGAAUGGUUCAUCCGAUCACCAGUGGGCCCGCACUUUAUUGAACAAAGGAGCCAUUGGAGACAGAGUGGCAGCAGCUACUAUUUUGAUACAGGACAACCCCAUUUACAACAUGACAGCAUUGAGGAACUUAGUCAACAAUGUGAAACCGGCCAAGAAGAAAGAUGGUCUUGUCAUUAUUGAUGCACUGUCCGAGCUCCUGAUCACAGACCUACUAAUCCCCGACGUGAAACUGCGCACAUUCGAGCAGCAUGCGUUAGGCCACGUUGAUGAAAUGACUUCGGGCAACAAGCAGGCUCGCCGGAACAUUCUCAAGCUGUGGUUCUAUGAGGAUCAGCUUAAAGAGCUGUAUGGAACAUAUGUGGAGGCCCUAAACAAGUUCGCUCACGACUCUGUGGACGCCAACAAAGAGAAAGCUGUCAGUUCCAUGUCGUAUUUGCUGAUGCAUCAUCCCGAGAGAGAAAAGAUGCUGCUAACGAGCAUCAUCAACAAACUGGGAGACCCGGCGCAGUCGGUAGCCUCGAAGGUGAUCUACCAUCUCUGCCAGUUGUUGUACAAUCAUCCCAACAUGAAAGCUGUCGUGUUGGCCGAUAUCGAGAAGAUGCUGUUCAGAACGAACAUUUCUCCGAGAGCGCAAUACUACGGCAUAUGUUUCCUGAAUCAGUUCUUCUUAGGCAAAGAUGAUGCCAGGAUAGCAGAGAACCUUAUCAGGAUAUACUUCUCGUUCUUCAAGGCUUCUAUCAAGAAGGGUGACAUCGAUUCCCGCCUAAUGUCGGCCAUAUUGACUGGCGUGAAGCGCGCCUACCCUUUCGCCGACAAGGCUAGAUUGGCCGAAACACCGGCACAUAUAGAUGCCAUACAUAAACUAGUGCAUUUGGCUACGGUCAACAUUGCUAUACAUGCCUUGGCGUUAUUGUUCCAUAUUAGUGAUGCUUCUAAGGGCACUUCUGAUAGAUACUACACAUCACUCUACCGCAAGCUAACCAGCCCGGACAUAUUCACAACCUCCCACUCGGCUUUACUCUUCUCGCUCGUAUACAAGUCGUUGAAGCAGGACAAAAACGUGCAGCGAGUGACGGCGAUUAUUAAGAGGUUGCUGCAGUUGUGUUGCCAAAUGUCGCCGGCUCAGGCUUGUGGUAUGCUGUUCCUUGUUUCACAAGUGCUGAAAGACGGAGCUAAGAAAGAAGCCGCCAGGCUGGUCUGGACUGAAAGAGAAAUCAAAGAGGAACCAAAAGAAGAACCCCAGGAGAUAAACGAUACAGAAGCAGAAGUUAACGAGACAGCAGACAGCGUGGAACAGACAGAAAAAGAAGAAGAAGAGAAGGUGGAACAGAAGAAGAUUGACCUACUGAAGGGGGAUAAGAAGGAUUUGCUUAUGGAUGACGAUGAAGAAACCUACGUAGACCUAAAAAUAGACGAGCAGGGAAACAUAAAGCCUAAGAAGCGUAAACCUACGGCCGCCGUCGCGGGCUGGUACCACGCUAGGGUCAAAAACGAGGAAGUGCGGGACCAAGAGGAAAAUCAGGACAAGGAGGCCGCUGCUAAAAUACAGUUGAAGAAGACUAUUAAUAGUGAGAAGGAAAUAACAGACUACAAUCCCUACGCCCGUAACCCGGCGUUCGCAGGCGCGGACCGCAGCGCGUAUUUCGAGCUGCUGCCGCUACAGAACCACUUCCAUCCCACUGUCAAACUGUUCGCCGACAAACUAAUACACGAACAAAUAAUCCAGUACAGCGGAGACCCGCUAAAGGACUUCUCGGGCAUCCGUUUCCUAGACCGCUUCGUGUUCAAAAACCCGAAGAAGAGAGAGGAAGAACGGAACGGAGACGUCAAGAAGGUCAAGGGGUCGCACCCCAAGUUCGCUGUUAGGAAGAAUUAUACUGCCAAAGGCUUGAAGAGUCUCCCAGUGAACUCAUCAUCGUACCUGAAUGAGGACGCCAAUAAAAUACCAGUGGACGAGAGAUUCCUCUAUGAUUUCCUCCAAAAACGCCGUGACGCAGACGAAUCAGAUUCUGAUAGUGAUGCGGAUUCCGUCACUAGCGAAGACUUCGAGAAGUAUCUAGACUCGGUCACAGGAACCCGAGCUACUGCCGAUUCCGACGAAGAGCUAGACUUCUUAGCAGACAUGGAGACCACAAAGCAAAAGCGACCAAAGAAGGGUGAAGAUGAUGAUCAGCUCGGCAGCGACGAUGAUGAUGAAGUAGAUGAGGUCCCGGAAGGCGGAGAUGAUAGCGGAGACAGUGAAGAUGGUGAGCUGAAUAUUUCUGGCGACGAGGAUGAACCGCAACUCUCAGGCGAAGAAGACGAAUUACUUUUGGAAGAAAGCGACGAAGAUGAUGAAAUUGGUGUACCUGGCGAAAAGUCUAAGAAGAGCAAAAUGAAACUGAACCUCAAAGGUAAAGACGACCUCGGUUCGCUCUUCGCAUCAGCGGAAGAGUUCUCCAGCCUUCUAGAAGAAACAGCUACGAACAAAAAACAGGGCUCCAGCCAAGCCGUAGCCAACACAGACAACUCCAGCAUGAAACAACUGGCCUGGGAGGACAAGCGAGAUCAAUGGAUGAAGGGUUACAACAGAAAAGUCCACGGCGCCAAGAACAAAAAGUUCAACAAGAACAAACAAAAUGGCCGCCCUAACAAAAUGACAGAUAAAAAAGGCGGGAAAAGGAAAGGUGACAACUUCGGCGGCGCCGGCGGCAAGAAAAAAAAAAUCAAAUGAUUUGAUUUGUAAUAAAAAAAACUGUCCGAUUUAUUCCCUGUUAGGAUUAUUUCAUAAGACUACAUAAAUGUCAGUUACAUUAAUAAAACAUGUUGUUAAUUGCC
This is a messenger RNA of Leguminivora glycinivorella, 3167 nucleotides long. RefSeq names its product CCAAT/enhancer-binding protein zeta (gene Noc1). The transcript has 22 exons. Gene Ontology annotation, cellular component: nucleus. The record is from RefSeq and is a predicted model, not a curated record. The coding region runs from base 70 to 3063 and encodes 997 amino acids. Lineage: Eukaryota; Metazoa; Arthropoda; Insecta; Lepidoptera; Tortricidae.